AUGUCUAGUAAUCCUUUCCUUGAACAAGUGAGGUCUUCAUUCCAACGUUCGAGAUCUUCGAACGCAGGGCCAUCUUUGCAACCAAACCGGGUGAUCUCUGAAAUUCAGAAUCGUCUAGAAAGAGAGUUAGCAACUGCAAAAGAGCAAGCCAUUGCCACAUUUGAAGGUCUUGCUAUCCACACUGACCUCCCAGGGUCUUCACCUUCAAAUUCGGAAUCAAGUUCAGACCAAGAAGAAGAAGAGAUGGCUGCCAAUGAGUUCAUGGGAGACCUUGAUAUCCCAACAAUUCCAGCAUCCCCUUCAAGCAUCUUGCUGCCCACCGCAGCUCGAAACUAUGAGCUUAAAUCUUCUCAUCUUAAUAUGCUCCCUUCUUUUUAUGGUUUACCUAAUGAAGAUCCAUUAACUCAUAUAAAGGAUAUUUUUAAUGUUGUGAGCUCUUUUCCCUUGACAGGUGUGACGGAAGAGCAACUUCGAAUGAGAGUGUUUCCUUACACUUUGAAAGAUAAGGCGAAAUAUUGGUUGAAUUCUUUGAAGCCUGGUUCACUCAUGACUUGGGGAGCCAUUCAAAAGAAGUUCUUGGAGAAAUAUUUCUCCACGCAAAAAACUGACAUGCUUAGGGACAAGAUCCUUCUAUUUGCACAACAAGAUGAUGAGUCGUUUUGUCAAGCAUGGGAGAGAUUCAACGGGCUGCUCAAUCAAUGUCCUCAUCAUGGGAUUCCAUUGAAGCUUCAGAUGCGUAUGUUUUAUAAAGGACUAACCCCCUGUAGCCAUAAUAUUGUCACUAAUUUUGCAGGUGGUUCUUAUAAGACUAAAACUCCAGAAGAAACAUAUGAACUCUUUGAGGAGAUAGCAAUGGAGACCCAACACACCGAUACAAGAGGUAAACGUAUUGCUGGUGGUUCUAAUGAUUCUUCCAGUGUGCAGAUUUCCAAAUUGGAACAAAAGCUAGAUGCCCUCCUUGCAUUGAACUCAAGAAACCCUUUGAAGGAAGUGUGUAGCAUCUGUGAAACUCAUGAUCAUCCUACCAUUUCUUGUCCCUUUGGGGCUGCAUAUCCAGAAUUUGUGCAAGAGCAAGCUAAGUUGGUGAAUUCCUACAACCGAGGUCCAAUAAAUGACCCAUAUUCUCAAAGUUAUAAUCCAGGUUGGAGGAAUCAUCCAAACUUUUCAUGGAGGAAUACACAGAAUCAAGCGAAUCCCCCUUCACUCCAAAGGCCACAACAAUCAUCAUCGUUGGAGGAUAUAGUGAAGCAAAUGGCAAUCAACCAAAACAAUUUCCAGCAAACAACACAAGCUGCCAUCUCCAAGUUGGAAGUCCAAUUGGGCCAGAUAGCUACUGAAAUAGCUCAAAGAGAACCUGGGAAAUGGCCAAGUCAAACCGUGAUCAAUCCAAAAAACCAAGAAGCCAAGGCCGUUCAUGUGCUCAGAUCAGGUAAGAUUGUUGAUAACAAAGUUGGUUCUGAUCUAUCAAAUGAUGUUGUGGUUGUAGAGGAUGAAGAUGAGAGGAAACCACAGCUAUGGAAGGAGAACAACCCAAAACAUAGAUACAUCCCACCUCCUCCAUAUAUUCCACCGAUUCCAUUUCCAGGCCGUUUGAAGAAAGCAAAUCAAGAUAAGGCUUUUAAAGAGAUUUAUGAUAUUUUGAGUAAAGUUAAUAUCAAUUUGCCCUUGCUUGAUGUUGUUAAACAGAUUCCUGCAUAUGGAAAGUUCAUCAAGCACUUGAUGACUCACAAGCUCAAUUUUACUCCAAGUGAAGAAGUAAAGCUCAACAAGAAUGUGAGUGCUGUGUUGCAAAGGAAGCUUCCAUCAAAACUAGAAGAUCCUGGCAGCUUUAACAUUCCCAUUAACAUCGGAGAUAAGACGGUUGGAAGAGCCAUGUUGGACUUGGGAGCAAGCAUCAAUGUAAUGCCAUAUUCAGUUUAUCAGGCGCUUGGCUUAGAAGGGAUAAAGAAAACCUCAAUUCGUCUUGAACUAGCUGAUCAUUCUAUCAAAUAUCCAAAAGGUAUUGUAGAAGAUAUUUUAGUUCAAGUUAAUACACUCAUUCUUCCGGCUGAUUUUGUAGUGAUGGAUAUGGAGGAUACCCCAUAUGAAGACUGUGUUGAUCCCAUUCUCCUCGGGCGACCAUUCAUGGCCACUGCAGACACAAUCAUCAAAGUGAAAGAUGGCACCCUCUCCAUGACUGUUUUGGGUGAAACUGUUGAAUUUAAAGUGUUUGAUGCUCUGUCUCAACCUUCUAUCACUCUUGAUACUUGUUUUUCAAUUGAUGUUGUGGAUCAUGAGGUUUCUUCUAAAAUUGUGCAGAAAAAGUCUAAUGAUGCUUUGGAAGCGGUCCUAACACAAGAAGAGGAAGAUCUCUUUGAAUCAGAGUUCCAAGAAGUGAUGGCUGCCUUAGAAGUGUUUCAGCCAUACCCACCAUCCUUUAGGCCACCACUUGAGCCUCUUGUAUCAUCCUCCACAAAAUUGGAGCCAUCCAUUAUCACCCCACCAAAGCUAGAACUUAAACCUCUACCCAAUCAUCUUAAAUAUACUUAUUUGGGUGCUAAUAAAACUCUCCCUGUUAUAAUUGCUACAAGUCUCACUUCACAUGAAGAGGACAGCUUAAUUGAAGUUCUGAAAGAACAUAAAACAGCCCUUGGAUGGACCAUAGCAGACAUCAAAGGAAUUAGUCCAAGCAUGUGCAUGCACCGAAUUUUAAUGGAAGAAGACAGCAAACCAUCUCGUGAUGCACAAAAGAGGCUAAAUCCCAAUAUGAAAGAGGUGGUUAGGGCUGAAGUUUUGAAGCUACUCGAUGUGGGAAUCAUCUACCCAAUUUCAGAUUCUAAGUGGGUGAGUCCUGUGCAAGUGGUUCCAAAGAAGUCCGGAAUCACCGUUGUAAAGAAUGAGAAGAAUGAGCUAGUUCCAACACGCACUAUCACUGGUUGGAGAGUUUGCAUUGAUUACAGGAAGUUGAACACAUCCACGAGAAAAGAUCAUUUUCCCUUGCCUUUUAUUGAUCAAAUGCUUGACCGUUUAUCUGGCCAUGCUUACUACUGUUUUCUUGAUGGAUUUUCAGGUUAUAAUCAAAUUCCCAUUGCUCCGGAAGACCAGGAGAAAACCACGUUCACAUGCCCAUUUGGUACAUUUGCUUAUAGAAGGAUGCCAUUUGGUUUGUGCAAUGCUCCAGCAACUUUCCAAAGAUGCAUGAUGGCAAUCUUUUCUGAUAUGGUGGAACGAUUCAUGGAGGAAACAAAUCUGAUUUUGAAUUGGGAGAAGUGUCACUUCAUGGUAAGACAAGGAAUUGUGCUAGGCCAUGUUGUUUCAAACAAGGGAAUUCAAGUGGACAAAGCCAAAAUAAAUAUCAUCACAAAUCUACCACCCCCUUCCUCUGUUAAAGGAGUUAGAAGUUUUCUGGGUCAUGCUGGAUUCUAUAGAAGGUUCAUAAAAAAUUUUUCAAGCAUUUCAAGACCAUUGUGUAAUCUCCUUGCUAAGGAUGCUGUUUUUGAGUUUGACGAGAUUUGCAUGGAAGCCUUUACGACUUUGAAGAAAGAGCUAACUUCAGCCCCUAUUAUCAUAGCUCCAGAUUGGUCUUUACCAUUUGAAAUAAUGUGUGAUGCCUCUGACUUUGCUAUUGGUGCAGUUUUAGGUCAAAAGAAGAACAAGCUUCCCCAUGUGAUUCAUUAUGCGAGCCGGACCUUGAAUGAUGCCCAACUCAAUUACUCCACAAUCGAAAAGGAGUUGCUUGCUGUGGUUUUUGCUUUAGAAAAAUUUCGCCCUUACCUUGUUGGUUCUAAAGUAAUUGUUUAUUCUGACCAUGCUGCUCUUAGAUACUUGCUCACUAAGAAGGACGCCAAACCUCGCUUGAUCAGAUGGAUUCUCUUGCUGCAAGAGUUCGAUUUGGAGAUUCGAGACAAGAAGGGAUGUGAAAAUGUGGUGGCUGACCAUUUGAGCAGAAUUGCGGUUGAAGAGCAAGGAAAAGCUGUACUACCAUUGAAUGAGACUUUCCCAGAUGAACAACUAUAUGUUGCCCAAGUCAAAGAGCCAUGGUAUGCUGAUUUUGUUAAUUAUCUUGCUUGUGGUGUUCUUAGAAAUGAUCUAACUUAUCAGGACAAAAAGAAGUUCUUUUCCAUGGUGAAACAUUAUGUCUGGGAUGAACCUUUCUUAUUCAAGCAUUGCCCAGAUCAACUCAUUAGAAGAUGUGUUCCAGAAGAAGAACAAGAAAGCAUCCUUAGGCAUAGCCACGAAUUGGCUUGUGGAGGCCACUUUGGAGCCAAGAAAACAGCACUUAAAAUUUUGCAAUCAGGUUUCUUUUGGCCUACUCUAUUUAAAGAUGCAUUUAAUUUUUGUGUUAAGUGUGAUAGGUGUCAAAGGAUGGGAAACAUAAGCCGCAGGAACGAACUGCCAUUGAAGAACAUACUCUUUGUGGAACUCUUCGAUGUAUGGGGUAUUGAUUUCAUGGGACCAUUCCCAUCUUCCUUUGGUUAUACCUACAUACUUGUUGCUGUUGAUUAUGUGUCUAAAUGGGUGGAAGCCAUAGCCACCAAAACCAAUGAUCAUAAGGUGGUCCUGAAGUUCUUGAGGGACAAUAUUUUCACAAGGUUUGGUACUCCAAGGGCUGUCAUUAGUGAUGGAGGCAGCCACUUUUGCAACAAGCUAUUUGAAGCACUCAUGAAGAAGUACAAUAUCACCCACCGAGUCUCUACACCAUAUCAUCCUCAAACUUCUGGUCAAGUAGAAAUAAGCAACAGAGAAAUUAAGCAUAUCCUAGAGAAGGUGGUGAAUAGUACAAGGAAAGAUUGGGCUGCCAAGCUCAAUGAUGCAUUAUGGGCUUAUAGGACUGCAUAUAAAACUCCCAUCGGAAUGAGCCCUUAUCGUCUUGUGUUUGGGAAAGCCUGUCACUUGCCAAUGGAGCUUGAACACAAUGCUUUUUGGGCCAUCAAGAAGUUGAAUUUUGAUCUGGACAAGGCCGGCCAUGUUAGAAAGUUUCAGCUCAAUGAAUUGGAAGAAAUUCGACAUGAGUCCUAUGAGAAUGCAAAGCUAUACAAAGAACAUACCAAGAGUUACCAUGAUAGGAACAUUCAACGGAAAGAAUUCACCAAAGGUAUGUCAGUUCUUUUGUUUAACUCACGUUUGCGUCUCUUUCCAGGAAAAUUGAAGUCUAGGUGGCUUGGCCCAUUCACCGUGGUCAAUGUAUCUCCCUAUGGAGCUGUGGAGAUUCAAAAUCCUAAAGAUGGCUCGACUUUCAAAGUAAAUGGACAACGUUUAAAGCCAUUCUAUGAGGGAGUGUCAGUUGGAAUUCAAACUGGUCAUGUGGUGGAUCAUCUUCCCUUCGUACAAUCAAGUUAGCUAAUGGCAUAAUGUCUUGCCAAGACAUUAAAGGCGCUUCUUGGGAGGCAACCCAUGUGUUGAAGAAUAAGGUGCUUGGUAGCGGUCGACCUAAUCGCAUCAAGAGGGAGUUUCUCUAAUACUUUGUCUUAAACUUUCCCCUUAUUAUUCACAUGUUCUCACUCAUCUUUGUUAUGCUUUAACAUUGAGGACAAUGUUCAAUUCAGGUCUGGGGGGGAGGUUUUCAAUUUUUGUUCAUUUGUGUUUACAAUUUUUGUUCAUUUGCGUUCGCUUGUCACUAUUUUUUUUAUUUAUUUUAAAACAAUUUCAUACAACCAAUGCUAUGGAGCUGCCAUUGAGAUUUUCAUUUCAGAAAUUUUACACUUCACAAAGCUUUUGCUCUUAGAAUUCUGGUGGCUAAAGUACCAUGCUCAGAUUCUUGAAGGAGAAUAGUGGAGACUACCCUAGUGAGCUGUUUCGAGCCUAAUUGCUUUCUUGAGAGGGUUUAAAGUGUUUCUAUUCCUCAUCUCUACUUAUUUUCUUCAAUUCACUCUAAAUGAUCUCAUUGUUCCAUUUUGAUUGAAUACUAAGGAUGAUUCUCUUUGCAGAUAUCAGGUGCGUGCUCUCACCCAUGAAUGAACUCAUUGAAGUGAUGCUAGGCUCUGCGUGUAUAACCAUUUUCUGUGCUUUCUUUUCACCCUACCCAUUCGUGUGUUCCAUCAGCUCUCUUGCAGCCAAACACUACAAGCCUUUUUCUUCUAUCACCCUCAUAAUUCCCCUAACUUUGUAUCUCAAUCAGAGAUAUUUAACCUAUUAUAGCCAUACCCUAUAGCUUAGAAAUAUACCAAGGUGUGCGAAGAUAAAGUUUGAAGCAAGGAGGUUGCUGCCACAUGCCCAAAUGUAAAUUGGUGUGAAUCUAUGCAAUAAAGUUAAAGAAGAAGUAGAUCAAGUCAAAAAAAAAAAAAAAAGAAAGAUAAAGAGAAAGUGUUUCGAUUUGAUCUAAAUGUGAAAUAUAAAGUCUAUGCCAGAUGAUGCUAUGAAGUUGCAGCCAUACUAUUCUAAAUCAAUGAUACCUUGCAGAUCAAUGAAGAAUGCAACCUUGGUAUGUUCUUAAGUUAGUUGUGUUCCUUCCAAUUCUUCCACUUCCCUUAACCUUAGCCUUUCAUUACAACCUUGUGAAAGACCUAGCUGAUCUUUGAGGAUGUAUUCAUGGGUGCUGGUAUGUAUGUGUGUAUCUCUACUCUUAGUAUUUGAUUCCCUUCAUGAGAUCUAACCAAAUAUUGUGCUUCUAUUUCAUAUACUCACUUAUGCUUGUUUGACAGAAUAAAACCAUAGGUUCUGAGUGAUUGAGUGCUAGAUGUGAGAAUUAGAGUUGAAGCAUGUUCUUCCUUCAAGAUUUGAGUAUGUUUACUUUGAAGCCGUGUGCCUUUGAGCUAUAGCUUCCACUUUACACACUUAUUGAUCAUCUAUCUUGGUAACUCUAUGGUGUUGGAUGCAUGAUUAAAGUUUUCUUUCAUUAGUUGUUUUCAAAGUUAGUUUUCUAACCUUUUGGUGUUAGAGAGUCAGUAAAGCAUUUGUGGGUAUCGUUUCUGUUAAACCCUCAGGAGACACAACUCUUCCGAUUAGGGAUGCCGAGAGGUUUAAAGGCUUGUUGCAUAUGCACAUUGCAAUCGAGUUACCUACAGAAGUGGUUUAGUUAACUUCUUGUUUUGUUUUCAACUUUAUUCUCUUUUGUUUUGCUCGAGGACUAGCAAAAUCUAGGUCUGGGGGUAUUUGAUCAGUUCACAAUUGUAUAUCAUUUUGUACCCUUCUAGCUUAUGAUUUGGUUAUGUUAUUGAGUCAAACGUGUGCUUUUAAUCCCUUUUCUGUUUAUCAUUCAGUUCAUUGGGCCUUAGGUAGCAAUGGUGUCUUUGGAUAAGAAAAGAUGCAAAAUGGUGCAAAAACGAGCAAACUGGGUUAGCAACUCAUUUCGGCCUUAACAUCUUUCUCCGAACUUGGAUUGGCCCAAAUAAUAUGUAGUUGGAAAGAUGAGAGUCUGAACUUCAAGAUGGACUACUCAAAUGCAUCAUAUUAUGAAGUUGAACCCAAUUCGUGAGCCCAUAUACACACCAGGCUCAGGAUUGCAGUUUCCAGUUGUUGAGCCUUGGAUACUUUCUUUGAGCCAUGUGACUCACCACAGCUUUCCUUGACUUUAGACCUGACAUGUUGAGCAAUUAAGGGAGGUCUGUCAGCUACUCAAGUGCAGAGGAGAGCCAUGUGACUCACCACAGCUUUCCUUGACUUUAGACCAGACAUGUUGAGCAAUUUAGGGAGCAAUUAAGGGAGGUGUGUCAGCUACUCAAGUGCAAAGGAGCCUUGACUUUAGACCAGACAUGUUGAGCAAUUUAGGGAGCAAUUAAGGGAGGUGUGUUAGCUACUCAAAGGCAAAGGAUUCACUCAAUUGACCAAUAAUUCACUCCAGCCAUCCUAUAUCACUCCAUUCAGCCCAAAAUCAGGAGGAGGAACAACUCCAACAAGCCUUCCUUCCAUUUCCUACGAAUUUGUUCUUUCUCUGCCAUCACCAACCACCCAAACUCAUCCCGAAUCACCUCUUUAGUUGCCAUACUCUAGACAUGAGAAAGUUCUUGGAGUAGCAUUAGAAGUGGAGAAGCACCUGGAGAAGCCUUGGAAACCACAAGCAACUUCAGAAUUGGGUUUCUCUACUCUUAUUGCAUUCAAUAUGUUUUCUCAUUUUUGCUUAAGUUUCAUUUCCAUUAUGAGUAGCUAAAUUCAUAACUAGGGCUAUGAUGUAACCUAACAUGAAUAUUCUGGGUUUAUAAGUUGAAGUUUUGAGUUUCAAGUUUGAUUCAUGAUU
This is a messenger RNA of Prunus persica (peach), 8152 nucleotides long. RefSeq lists its product as uncharacterized. Gene Ontology annotation, biological process: DNA integration. The coding region runs from base 1 to 5319 and encodes 1772 amino acids. NCBI's taxonomy places the organism in Eukaryota, Viridiplantae, Streptophyta, Magnoliopsida, Rosales, Rosaceae. The transcript is spliced from 3 exons. Gene Ontology annotation, molecular function: nucleic acid binding. The record is from RefSeq and is a predicted model, not a curated record.